Closterium sp. NIES-65 is the source of this 2292-nucleotide messenger RNA. NCBI's taxonomy places the organism in Eukaryota, Viridiplantae, Streptophyta, Zygnematophyceae, Desmidiales, Closteriaceae. The record is from the annotation of a GenBank genome assembly.
AUGGCUACGUCAACCCCCACCUGGGGUCCCCUCACCAGCGCGAAACCAGCCAAGUCAUUCAGCUCCGCUCACAGCCUUUCACCACCCUUGAAAAUCAGAACCGCCCCUCUCUCCCUCUCUCAAUCUCGCGGGAGAAUUAACCCCAUCGUCGCGUCGACGGGCAACGGCGCGCCAGCGUCGCGCGCGGCGAAGCUGGUGGACGGGCGCGUGCAGGAGGGGCCGGACCUGAGCGUGGAGGUGAACGGACUGCGCCUGCCCAACCCCUUCGUCAUCGCGUCGGGACCGCCCGGCACCAACUACGUGGUCAUGAAGAAGGCGUUCGACGAGGGCUGGGGCGGCGUCAUUUGCAAGACGUCCCGACCUCUCCCUCGACUCGUUGUGGUCAACGUGACGCCGCGCUAUGCCAAGCUGCGCGCGUUUCUCAACCGUUUUCGUUUCCCCUCGCCUGCCUUUCCCCGUGCCCCUCCUUCCCGGCAGCUCUCCCUCGACUCCUCCGAGGCGGUGAACGUCACCCCGCGCUACGCGAAGCUACGCUUCCCUCACUGCUUCCCCCUCGCCUCCCUCCCUCAACGCACCCCCCUUUCCGCCCCCUGCGCAGCUCUCCCUCGACUCCUCCAAGGUGGUGAACGUCACCCCGCGCUACGCGAAGCUGCGCGCCCCACUCACCCGCUUCCAUUUAUCUCCCUUUCCGUUGCCAUGUCCGCACGUCCCCCGUUCCCCGUUUCUCUCUCCCCCCCGGUUGCGCAGCUCUCCCUCGACUCCUCCAAGGUGGUGAACGUGACGCCGCGCUACGCGAAGCUGCGCGCGCCGCACUCGCGCGACGUGAUAGGGUGGCAGAACAUCGAGCUCAUCAGCGACCGGCCGUUCGAGGUGAUGCUGGCGGAGCUGAAGCAGCUCAAGGCGGAGUACCCGGACCGCGUGCUCAUUGCGUCCAUCAUGGAGGAGUUCAAUAAGGACGCGUGGGAGGAGAUCAUUGGCCGCUGCGAGGAGGUCGGCGUGCUCAAGGCAGAGUACUUCGACCGCGUGCUCAUUGCGUCCAUCAUGGAGGAGUUUAACAAGGACGCGUGGGAGGAGAUCAUUGGCCGCUGCGAGGAGGUCGGCGUGGACGCGUUUGAGAUCAACUUCUCGUGCCCACACGGCAUGCCGGAGAGGCGCAUGGGCAUGGCGAUGGGGCAGGACUGCGAGCUGCUGCACGAGGUGUGCGGGUGGAUCAACGCUGCUGCUCACAUCCCCGUGUGGGCCAAGAUGACUCCCAACAUCACCGACAUCACCCAGCCAGCACGAGUGGCACUGGAGGCGGGGUGUGAGGGAGUGAGCGCCAUCAACACCAUUACGAGCGUCAUGGAGGUCAACCUCAAGACGCUCAGGCCCGAGCCAUGCGUUGAAGGGCCGGAGAGCAGCAGCAGCAGAAGUCCCUGCGGCAAGAUGAAUCAACCAUUGCAUUUUCUCGUGCUCUCUCUUUCCAUCCCGCCCGUCCUCAAAUCUCACCUACCCACACCACCCCACAGCUACACAACGCCAGGCGGGUACUCGAGCAAGGCAGUGCGGCCCAUCGCCCUGGCGCAUGUGAUGAAAAUCGCGAGGAUGGAGGCGGAGAAGUUCCCAGGGCAGGGCAAGUCGCUGUCUGGCAUUGGUGGCGUGGAGACGGGGGAGAACGCUGCUGAGUUCAUCCUGCUGGGAGCUGAUACGGUGCAGGUGUGCACGGGGGUGAUGCUGCAUGGCUAUGGGCUCGUGAAGUCGCUCUGUGGGGGCCUACAGGGGUUCAUGGAGCAGCACGGCUUCACGUCUAUCAGCGACUUUAAAGGCUCUUGUAUGUCUCCCUCUUUCUUACCCAACCCUCCAUCCCCCUCACUCUCCCCUCCCCCCCUCUUUCCCAUCUCCACUUCAACCCCCUGUGUUGAAUCCAUUCCUCGGCCACUCGCUGCACAGUGGCACACCAGGCACACGGGCCUGGUGCAGUGGCAGAGGGAUUUUAGGUGCCUCAACCCCACCAACCCCCCCCUCCUCCCCCUCAUCCCUCCCUCCCCCAACGCCCCUCCAUCCCCAGGCACUCACUGCAGUACUUCACAACACACACGGACCUGGCACUCACUGCAGUACUUCACAACACACACGGACCUGGUGAGGCGGCAGGGGCACUCACUGCAGUACUUCACAACACACACGGACCUGGUGAGGCGGCAGAGGGAGGCGGUGGAGCAGCGCAAUGCCGCCAAGAGAGGGCUUGCGUCCGACAAGGAGUGGACGGGCGAUGGGUUCGUGCAGGAGACAGAAACCAUGGUCUCCAAUUAG